Molecule: messenger RNA, 928 nt
Organism: Acromyrmex echinatior (Panamanian leafcutter ant)
Lineage: Eukaryota; Metazoa; Arthropoda; Insecta; Hymenoptera; Formicidae
Source: RefSeq, a predicted model, not a curated record
UAGCUCAUGUUAAAUUGCGAUAUAUUGAAAAUGCAUGAAGGUGCAAUUUCAUAGAGCGAAAAACAAACCUCUAAAAUUUUCGGAAAGUAAAUGUACAAAUAUAAUAAAAUUAAUUGAACCUAUUCCGUUAUUAAACGGAACGUUUAAACUAUUUAACAUUGCUAUACAUUAUUUGCAUUAUUUAAUUUAAAGAAGAAACACAAUUUUUCCAGACUCAAAAAAUUGGGAUAUAAAGUGAAUUAUGGUCUUUCACAGUCGACGAAGAGUCCAUAGUGGACACUUAGUAAUUAAAUGUUUCUUACAAUUUUCAAAAACAAUUAUUUUUGUUGUUGUGAUAAUACUAGUUUUAUUUUGCAGAAAAUCGGACGAAUGGCCUGUUCCUUGUGCAAUAAUUAUGUAAUGGGUAGUUCAUUAUAUGUGAUUGUUCUGGGCCUCAUUGGGACCGUUAGUCUAUCGGUGCUGUUUACUAUUAAUAAAAAAUUUCGUCAGGUAGUCACGGCUUUUGACAUAAUACGCACAAUAAAUUAUAAAAUUCCUAGGAUAUUAUCACGCCAUAGGAAUAAUCAAGAAGUGCCCUUUACUGUCGAGAGAGAUUUGAAGUUAAUGACGUCGAUCCUGGGAAUCGAGCAUUAUACUUUAAUUAUGUUAGGCGCGAUCACAGAAUACCCUAUGCUACAUACACCAUGGUUGCUCAUGCAACUCUGUGUCAUUAUUGUGGAGAUCAUUGUUUUCUUCGUGAGAUUCUUCCUAGAUGGUUUGCAUGUCAAACGCAAUGAAAUAUUGCAAGCAAUAUUUACCUUAUACAAUUGGUUACAAGUCUUCUGUCUUUUUCAUCAUCAAACACGACAAGUCAUUUAGAAAUGUUCAGAAAUGUUUUUAAUAUUACAUUAUACAUUUAUAUUGUUUUAAUAUUAUAUGCUAUGAAUUA